Molecule: messenger RNA, 2857 nt
Organism: Fukomys damarensis (Damara mole-rat)
Lineage: Eukaryota; Metazoa; Chordata; Mammalia; Rodentia; Bathyergidae
Gene: Tmem255a
Product: transmembrane protein 255A
Exons: 10
Coding region: 179-1228 (349 amino acids)
Source: RefSeq, a predicted model, not a curated record
AAGAGGGGAAGGGAGGGGGAGGCGGCACUUGGGCUGCAGCUCUCUACCAGAGGCAGUCUCUCUCAGCUCUCGGAGGGACCCGGAGAGGUUACCGCGGAGUAGGAUGGUCUGCGGGGCUCCCUGAGUCAGGGCCUCUUAAAGCAGCUUCGGGGACUCGGGCGACCGGGCAGCUUUCACCAUGCAUCAGUCCCUGACUCAGCAGCGGUCCAGCGACAUGUCCCUGCCCGAUUCCAUGGGUGCCUUCAAUCGGAGGAAACGAAAUUCCAUCUAUGUCACCGUGACUUUGCUUAUUGUUUCCAUGUUAAUUCUCACGGUGGGUCUUGCUGCAACCACCAGGACCCAGAAUGUGACUGUUGGAGGUUAUUACCCAGGAGUUAUUCUCGGCUUUGGAUCAUUCCUUGGAAUCAUCGGAUCAAACCUUGUUGAGAACAAGAGGCAGAUGCUGGUGGCUUCCAUUGUGUUUAUCAGCUUUGGUGUGAUUGCAGCUUUCUGUUGUGCCAUAGUUGAUGGGGUCUUUGCUGCCAGACACAUUGAUCUGAAACCACUCUAUGCUAACCGGUGUCACUAUGUCCCGAAAACGUCUCAGAAGGAAGCUGAGGAGGUCAUAAGUUCCUCAGCCAAAAAUUCUCCUUCCACGAGGGUUAUGAGGAACCUUACCCAGUCAGCUAGAGAGGUGAAUUGCCCUCACCUCAGCCGUGGAUUCUGCACACCUCGAAUCCGGGGUAACACCUGCUUCUGUUGUGACCUCUACAACUGUGGCAACAGGGUGGAGAUCACCGGUGGGUACUAUGAAUACAUUGAUGUGAGCAGCUGCCAGGACAUCAUCCACCUCUACCACCUACUCUGGUCUGCCACCAUCCUCAACAUUGUCGGCUUGUUCCUGGGCAUCAUCACUGCUGCGGUCCUUGGAGGCUUUAAGGACAUGAACCCCACUCUUCCAGCACUGAACUGUUCUGUUGAAAAUGCUCAUCCUACUGUUUCGUACUAUGCUCGUCCUCAAGUGGCAUCAUACAAUACCUACUACCAUAGUCCUCCCCACCUGCCACCUUAUUCUGCUUAUGACUUUCAGCAUUCCAGUGUCUUUCCAUCCUCCCCUCCCUCUGGACUUUCUGACGAGCCCCAGUCUGGUUCUCCUUCGCCCAGCUACAUGUGGUCCUCAAGUGCGCCACCCCGUUACUCUCCACCCUACUAUCCACCUUUUGAAAAGCCACCACCUUACAGUCCCUAAAGAGGAAUGCCCACUGGCUAUUGAGAUUAUUGUGGCUUUUAUAUUUCUGCUUUAGUGGAAGUAUUAGGAUACAAAAUUUAAAGUGUGACUCUUAAUGCAUAAAGUUUUACAACAAGCCUGCCAGGCUAGGGAAAGAUAGGGAUGAAGGUUGUUACCAGUGCAAAGAAAGGAUGACUAGGCAGAACCUGGCACAAGAAGAGCAGCUCACACUAAGCAAGGCUAGGGAGCCAGCCCAGCAAGAAGACUGUCAUGUUUGGACUUGCAUUACCCUAUGCUUCACUUCUGUAUCAAGCAGGUGUCAUUGACAUGUCUCACUUUACAAGGAGCGUUGUCCUCAGGCCCUCGAGCCUGAUUGCCACUCUAGUACCUUGGUGAAAGUACUUGGCUUACAAGGCCCUAUCUUUCCCUACUGAUGUUCAGUCCUUAAAGAAAAUUUCCCAGAUAAUGGUUCCAGUACAGAGUUCUGGCUAAGAUUUUGUUUGCUUUUUGUCUGGAUAUAGAAAAAAGCUGCCUGUUAUCUUACUUCUUUCUUUUGUGAGUAUUGUAAAAAAUGGCUGUUUUUAUCAUUCAGCUCAGCUUUUGUUACUGGUACCUUCUAAAGGGAAAAGUGCAAUAUUCUCACAUCUUUAGUGGGAAACAGGAUUGUUCCAGAAGCACUGAAAUACAGAGCAACAUGUGAGCUGUUUCAAGUACAUUUCAGUAAUACAUUUGGUAAUUUGAGACUGAGGUUCUACUAUAUGUUAUGAUAUUACAAAAUACAUUUGCUGCAGAAAAUAUCUUACAGAUGAAAAUCAGAGUUUAAAAAUGCUAGGUUAGGUUGGAUCAUGACAUGAAUUUUUACUAAUCUUUGUGACUAUUUAAUCUUCAAAUAUUGUGCUUCAACCCCAGCAAACCGCACGUGUCCUGCACCUCACCCCAAAAGAAUCAUCUGUAUUUUAAUGCCACUGCUCUUAUUGGUCCUUUUUUCUGUUGAGACCAAUCAUGAUAGUGUUAAUUCAAGAUUAUGAAAGUGCUACAAUGCCUCAAGUCUGUAAAACCUCCAAAUGUAGCUAACUUGACAAAUUUCUAAGUGUUACGGUAGAUUUAAAGUCCAUCUGACACAUUGUGGUAUUCAUAGUUUUAAAAAAAUUAUACAUAGUUUUAAAUCAUCAACCUACUGAGUUUAAAACACUCUAGAAUCCACUCCUUCACUUCAGAAUCAACACUUUCACUGGGAUCUUAUGCUAACCUGAGAACUGGUUUAAAGGAAGAAUGAUAAUCUUACACUUGUAUAAUAUAAAAAUGCACGGGCUACAGAAGGGUACCUAAUUAAAUAGUUCUGCAAACACAGAACACAUACUGGAAAAAUUUCCAGCCAAUUUUGCUACUUCCCAACUUGAUGGAUUAGAGGUAGCAGACAACUGCUGGUGCUCCCAUCUACCUUAUAGUUACCCGACCAUCAAGAAUCAAGGCACAACAAGUGCACUCAUUGUUCACAGUAAAUGUUUGCAAAACAUUCAGUUUUACUUUCAGCAUCAUGAAUGUCGUCUUAUACAGAUUCCAAAUCUAAAAUACUAUAAUCCUUUUGUGUUAUACAAAAUUACUUUUAUUAUUUUUACAGCUCUGAGAAUAUUGAAAUUCUACUGGAUA